CUAACGUUUAAUUCUAUGUUAAAGAACAUAGGUACUGUCGAAUAACACAGUGCGUUUUUACUGUGCUAAGACUGUUAUUUAUUUUAAUGUCGCAGUGUACUCGUGAGGAUGCUAUGGCACUUCAGAGUAUCGUCUGCUACAAGCGCUAACUCUCAAUAACAUCCAAAUAGAUCUGUCUCAUGUUUUGGAACAGUGCUUUUCAUAAGGGAAGGAUACCCAGAAAACCCAACAGAACGUUCGGAUAAAUCGCCCAAGCGGAGAAAUGUAUGCGAAGCGUAAAUAAAAAGUUUUUGGGAGAAGCUUGUUGUUACGGUGCUUAUUAGGCAGGAUACAGAAGUUGUCAAUAAGGGAUCCUGAUUAGUGAGACUCACCUACCCAAGAUGGGCCUCGUAGCAGGGUUUCGCGCAACCGGAUUUCGUCAGUUUCAUCGGUUUCUCAGUUGUCUAAACAGCAGAACAUUGAUAGAACUAUCCAAAAACAGAUAUGUACGAGAACUUGAUCUCCAAAUAAAAAACCAGCGUCAGCAAAGUCUGGCUACACCAUGUGUUGUAUCAGCGAGAUCAUUUGCAGAUAAAGCUGAUCCUAGAGCAGCUGUAGAUUUUCAUGAAUUCAAGGAACUUUUGAGUACUCAAGAUUACUUCAUUGUCGACGUUCGUGAAGCCAAGGAGCUCGCUGAAGAUGGCAGGCUUAUUGGCGCUAUAAACAUUCCACUAGGCCAGGUCGACACUGAAUUCGCUAAAUCUCCAAGGCAACUCAAAUCGCAAUACCAUCGCCUUGCUCUAGACGAAGAAGGUCGCAAUAUAGUAUUUUUCUGCAAAGCUGGCGUUCGUGCAGAAAAGGCAUUAACUACGGCACAGAAGCACGGUUAUACCAAGGCACGAUUCUAUAAAGGAAGCUUCUUGGAUUGGAUUGAAAAAGGCGGGCAAAUUAUCAAAGGAUAGCUUAAACAUCCAGGAUCCAAUACGUCACUAACGCAUCUUGACGAUCACAGUUCUUGCUAUUAAAUGUAUUUUAAACCUCGAGGUAUACAGGUUUGCGUCACCAUUGCGAACCUGGCUCUUACCUAAUGGCCUUUAACUGUUGAAACGUUAUCCAGAACGCUCGUCAAGUUUUUGAAAAGUUGCAAACGUUUGACAAUUUGAGUUUUAUGUACUUUUCGUACACCACAGGUUUACUUCUUAAUCCAUAUUAAAUAUCUGCAAAUGUAUACUUCACAAAAUGUUCACCAAAUACGUAGUACUUGCAGGUUUUUUUAUAAUUAAAUCAGCACCAUAGGAUUUUUCAGCAGGGCAACGUUUCGCAGGACAGAAUUAAAAAAGAAUUGAACAGAAAAAGCUUCUUUUACUUCGACUUUAAAAAAAUGUAAUUUCGUUGAUGAGUACAUCCAUUGCAAAGUUUAUAGAAGUUUCGUUCCGUUCGCUUUAAAUAUUAAUACGCAACCUAUCAUUGAGAGCGGCAUUGAAUAAAGAAUAAACGUUCUUUCCAGAUAA
Molecule: messenger RNA, 1490 nt
Organism: Varroa destructor (honeybee mite)
Lineage: Eukaryota; Metazoa; Arthropoda; Arachnida; Mesostigmata; Varroidae
Product: thiosulfate:glutathione sulfurtransferase-like
Source: RefSeq, a predicted model, not a curated record